Molecule: messenger RNA, 192 nt
Organism: Strongylus vulgaris
Lineage: Eukaryota; Metazoa; Nematoda; Chromadorea; Rhabditida; Strongylidae
Source: the annotation of a GenBank genome assembly
AUGGAUGUGAAUUUGAAGUUUGAUUCCGAGGUGCGCGCUCAAGAGAGCCGUCCUGCGGAUCCAGACAAGACAGAGAAGAAACGAGCUGAGGCACAUGCAUCGUCUCGUCCCGGCAUUUCUAGCCGAAUUCAUAAACGAAAAAUGCCGGUACGCCGUCCAACAGCGUAUGUGUCCGAUAAGAAUUCUAACGAU